CGUAGUAUCGCCAGCUCACUGACGUCCUCUCCCAGCAGGACAGUAAGCGAACCGCCGCCUUCUUGCUACUUUUGCGGCUCUGUUCGUGCCGUCCAGCAAGGGAUCUCACCACUACAUUGUGCAGGGCCGUCGUCUAAUCUGCACAGAGGUAUUUUCAUCAGCGUCGUAGCGUCUGAAUCGACCGACAACAGUCAAGACUAAGGUUCUCAGCAGCGAUGGGGUGUUUCGGUUGCUGCCGAGGUGUCAACGCUCGUAUGUUGUUCCUCACAGCAUGUGCCAUGAUCGAGUACAUCGCGCAGACUGUAGUGUUGGUGCUGGGGCCGAUGCUGACGCUGCAUUUCUACCCGGAGACGUCGUUCCAUCGUCUUGGCUUCUAUACGGCUAUCAUCUCCGGCUCAGGCUUCCUUGGUCACGCACUAAGCUGCGGCUUCUGGAUCAAUUUGGCGCGCUCUCUAAAAAGCAGCAAGGGCGUAAUUUUAUGGGGACUGGCAGUCACGGGGGCUGGGUUCUUCAGCUUACUAUUGUGCAAGAGCCUGGUAGCCAUGUCGCUCGUGCGGUUCGCGACUGGCCUCAGCAGUGGCGUGUUGCCUGUUGCUCUAAUUGAGAUUGACAAUAUCUGUGGCAACAGACAAACCAAACUAGCACUGGUAACCAAGACUUUGGGCGUGGGGAUUGGAGCUAUUGGCACUUUCGCCUUCAUCACGCUUAGUGCGAAGUUUCCGGACAAAUCGAACGAGGACCCCGCGACAAGAGACUCGUCCUUGUACCUCUAUCCGUUCUGUUUCGUGUCGAUUCUCGCGUGGAUUGCAGUCAUGGUGAUGCUACUGGGACUGCGUCUACGUAGCCGGACAGCGUACACGCAGCUCGCGGAGGAGGAAGAUGACUUUCUCAACUUUAUGCCGCAGAUCCAGAUCGAUGCGCAGGCUUCACCACGCUCGUCAACCAGUCUGAACACAAGCAGUACAAGCAGUAGUGAGAGCGGUAGUCCCAUGUCCACUACAGUCGCCCACGUCAAGUCUGCGUUUGGAGAGACGUUCGGACGCACUGCCAUGGGUUUAGGCUUUAAGAAAGCCAUGACGACACCGGCGAAACUAGCGGCGAUCAAGUUAUUAGCCACGCCGCAGCCGCAUUUCCGACUUAUUCGAGAUAUCCUGCCCCAUUAUUUCCACGGCUACACAUCGGACGGACAUUUGAUCGUCUGGGACUUCGUUGGUCGUGUCAAGAUGGACAAACUCUUCGCUGCGGGUUUUACGACCUCAGAUUUACGUGACCAUUACAGAUUCUUCCUGGUUUUUGCACAGGAGACGUUGCUGCGAACACCUACGCAGAAGAUCGUGUAUAUUGUGGAUCUGGAUGGCCUCUCGCUUCGUGAUGCCGACGCUCGUGCAGUUGAUGGAGUUUGUGCGGUAGUGAAGACACUGCAACGCGAGUUACCUGAUCGACUACAAACUCUUGCGGUUCUCAACUCCCCCGUAUGGUUUUCUCAAGUAAUGACGAGUAUUCGUCCCCACUUGGCGAAGCGUACAGCAGACAAAGUAUCGUUCUUGUCUAAGGAGACGGCCACUCAAGAUUUAAUUGCACUUGUCGGCGUCGACAGUUUGCCUCAACGUUACGGCGGACGCAACGGUGUGGAGAUUGGCAAAAGCGCGCAGGAACGCUCUCUGGACGACCUGCUUAAGCGUACUACAGGGUCAUUGGAGCGUACACUUGAAAUUGUUGCUACUCCACGGUCGCGACGCACAAGUGUCACCCGAUCGCGUGCAAGCAGUAUCCGCAGUGAUGAUGGAAGUGACGAAGAGGCUUUCUUUGACUGUUCCGAGUACGGACUUCAAGGCGUUGAAGACUUGGAAGACCAGGAGCCAGUGAUCUCUGUGGUUGUCCACUCGCAGUCAACUCCAUCUCCGAAGACUGAGCCUGUUGCGAGAACUAAUGCUGCAAGCUCUGGAGCGUAUCAACCACUAGAGAAAAAGCCUGUAAAACCCACUCGACCGUCUCCGAAAGCAGUCGACAAUCCUGUACCCGAACUGGCGAUCACAAGUGAACCUCUAGCUUGUCUGGUACUGCUGGUAUUCUUCUUCUGGUCCCUUGUGCAGCUCAGUUUCGACGAGAUGCUUCCGCUUUGGUUCUUCAAGCAGAAUCCAAUUACAUUGGGCGGUAGUGUGCACGCUGAGCCACCGUCGUCGCGCUCUACAGUGUCGUCUAUCACACUCACUGUCGCCGGGACAUUGGCAUCUCUGUCGUUGGUCGUCCUAUUGGGUCAACUUGCGUCGAAUGUGGUGUGCAAUUCGGCUCGCAACUCUAUGACGCCUCUCGCUACGCUGCGUAUCGGUUUGAUUCUCCAGAUCCCCAUUCUGGGUUGCUUCCCGCUCAUCGAUCUGUUUAAAGUGGAUGAACUACCUUUUGCGUGGUUUAUGGUAGUCGGUGUACUCGUGUUGAAGCAACUUGUUGCCGGUGUGGCGUCACAUGGCAUCAUGGCGUUGCUGGACAACUCCAUCGCUGUGGAUAGACGACUAGCAGUGCAUCGGGCAGCACAACGCGUGCGCUACUUCAGUCAUUUCAUCGCGAGUGGGGCAGCGCCAGCGCUGUUUGCACUGCUGGGAUACUUUGAGCAGGCGUUCCCGUUCGACCAGAGUCUGCUGUACUUUGUACAAGCACUGGGGCUUGUGUUCCUGCUCUUCUUCUCCAUUGCCAUCCCCAGUCGAAUGAAUUUUCCCGUGCUGUUCAGCAUGGGCAAGCGGUGAUCGUAGACGCUAAAUAAUAACAAGGGAAUGGCUCGAUGAUAAAGAGUAAGCAUACAUUCAUGGGGCUUGCAGGUUGCUAGGAUCGAUAUCUACAUUGCUACUCGCUGGCUGGACGUGUACUGUAGCGGAUCCUCUCGCUUAUAGCCAAGCACGCUUGGUCACUGCAGCGUCUAGCCAGGUGCACUCCUAAAGACUUAGAAUCCACCGUCUUUGGGUGUGAAUGUAGCCAUACCGGUACGUUGGUACUGAAUGAGCACGCCAAUUAGGACGAUGUUGAGCAGGACGAGCGGGUAGAACUGCAUGUAGAAGAUGACGUCCCAGUCGAAUAUGGCCAGGAAGUAGGCCAGAUAGACUGCAGUAACGUGGGCGCUGAUGCCGAGGAACGACGCCACGCGCACGAGUCCGCCGAACUUUUGGCGGUAAGCAUUGUGAUACUCACUAGUGCAUGACGCGAGCAGAGCCUGACGGUCCAGUUCCGCCUGGGAGGCGGCAUCGGACGUGAAACUGGCCUGGACAGUCAAGUACACCGAGUAGAUGCCAAGUAGGAUCGUGUCCAGAGCGCAGGCCGACUGCUUGCGAGCAGCACGGUACUCGGCACGCACACUAGCGACCGUUUCACCAUCGCAUUCGGACUGUGGGAGGGCGUUCUCCAUGUAGACGUUCUUGAUCUUGUCGUAAAUGAUGGCGUGCAACCAGAGCGACAUACCCGCCCAGAAGCAAAGGUGGAAGUACAUGACAUUGCCGCCAUAGUGGUGCUGCAUGACUUCGCCCAUGAUCCAGAAGUUGGGAGCGAUCACUAGACCAUCCACGACGCCGUCCAAGAUGCGACCUGUACGGGUGCCGCGCUUGCAGAGACGCGCGACCUGUCCGUCCGUGCAGUCUGAGACGAUCCACGUGAACAUGAACAGCGCGGCGGCCAGCAGCGAGUGCGAGGGCUCCCAGGCCAGCGGGUAGUGGAACUCCGAGUCGUACAGACACAAGGCGGCGGCCCAGCCGAGGAACAGCCCAAAGAUCGUGAUCUGGUUGGGGGUGAUCAUAAAUGGCAGGUAACUCACGAUCACCGCGGGCACGGCGGCCAACCGUCGGUGCCAGUAGUAGUCGAUGAGCUCCUCCACGUCGUACAUCUUGGUGCAUGUGGCCUUGUGGUAGCGCUCCCACACCGUCUCAUGUGGUGGCGCCUCCUUGGAGAAAACGGGGGCGGCUGUAGGCGACGAGUUCUUGGGUGCGAGCUUCAUGGUGUCCGACUGCUCGUCGCCGCUGCUCACGGGCGAGUUGGAGCGCGAGCCGUUACGGUGCGUCAUGCCCUUGGACGACACAUUUAUCGUGGAGCCGUACAUUUCUUCGUCGGUCUUGACGUCGACAGUGGGUAUUGCCAUACCUGCUCGCGGAAACCGUUUCCUCACUACCGGCGUAAUCUCGAAAUGAGGUCUGGCAGCCUCGAGUUUUUCACCCUGAGGAAGUGUCGCAUAGGAUACGUACUCUAGGGCUGGGAAGCGAGGCAAUUCCGUGACAUGCAUGCCUCUAUUUAUAGGUAAAUCAAAGGUUUGGGGAUAUUUUAGGCUGAUAAGCUUGUUUUGAGUAAGGGAGAGAGAGUUAUUAAUUGGAGACAUAAAGUCGAUAAAAGGAUUCAA
This is a messenger RNA of Phytophthora nicotianae INRA-310, 4372 nucleotides long. RefSeq lists its product as hypothetical. The coding region runs from base 216 to 2741 and encodes 841 amino acids. The record is from RefSeq and is a predicted model, not a curated record. Lineage: Eukaryota; Oomycota; Peronosporomycetes; Peronosporales; Peronosporaceae. The transcript has a single exon.